CGGCCUGUCAUCCCGCCAUGGCUCCCCGGCUACAGCUGGAGAAGACGGCUUGGAAUUGGACAGCCACCGUGCGGCCGGAGGAAGUGACCCGGCUACAUAUAGAAGCCGCCUACCGAGUCCGCCUGGAGCCGUGUGUGCGGGGGGUGUGCAGGAGGAACUGCAAGGGGAACCCGAACUGCUUGGUUGGCGUUGGUGAACACGUCUGGUUGGGGGAAAUCGAUGAGAACAGUUUCCACAACAUCGAUGAUCCCAACUUCGAGAGGCGGAAGAAGGACACGUUUGUUGGCUUGACCAACCUGGGGGCCACAUGCUAUGUGAACACUUUCGUCCAGGUCUGGUUCCUGAACAUGGAGCUCCGCCGGGCCCUCUAUCUGUACGAGAACCCCUCGAGUGUGGAGAAGGUGGAGGAGUGCAUCCAGGAAGACAAAGAAUAUGAGCCGCAGAGCAUCUGUGAACACCUGCAGUACCUGUUCGCUCUACUACAGAACAGUAACCGGCGGUACAUCGACCCCUCCGGCUUCAUCCGAGCGCUGGGAUUGGACACGGGGCAGCAGCAGGACGCUCAGGAGUUCUCCAAACUGUUCAUGACUCUUCUAGAAAAUACCUUAUCCAAGCAGAAGAACCCGGAUGUCCGGAACAUUAUCCACGACCAGUUCUGCGGCCAGUAUGCCUACGUCACCAUUUGUAGUCACUGCGGCCGGGAGUCCAAGCUGGUGUCCAAGUUCUACGAGUUGGAGCUGAACAUCCAGGGCCACAAGCAACUGACGGACUGCGUCACCGAGUUCCUCAAGGAGGAAAAGCUGGAGGGAGACAAUCGUUAUUUCUGCGAGACCUGCCAGAGUAAGCAGAACGCCACCCGCAAGAUCCGAUUGGUGAAACUGCCGCCGACCCUCAACCUCCAGCUCAUGCGAUUCGUCUUUGACAGACAAACCGGGCACAAGAAGAAACUGAACACGUACAUCGCAUUCUCCGAGACCCUUGAUAUGGGACCAUUCGUAGAACUGGCAGGUGGUAAUUACGUCUAUGAACUGACGGCGGUCCUCAUCCACCGGGGUGUGAGUGCUUACUCCGGACAUUACAUUGCACACGUGAGGGACCCGCAGACCUCCGAGUGGUACAAGUUCAAUGACGAGGAGAUUGAGAAGAUGGAAGGGAAGAAGCUCCAGCUGGGGAUUGAGGAGGAUCUAGCUGAACCUUCUAAAGCCAUCGCUCGUAAACCCAAAUGUGCAAAAGGCUUCCACUGUUCUCGUAACGCCUACAUGUUGGUUUACAGGCUGAAGAUGGAUGAGAAACCAGACGUGGAGUUUGAGGUUCCAGGUUUCCUCCAGAAACUGGUGGAGCUGGAUAACUGUAAGUUUGAGGAGUGGUGCGUGGAGAUGUCUGAGAUGCGCAGACAGAGCGUGGAUAAAGGGAAGGCCAAACACGAAGAGGUGAAGGAGCUGUACCAGAGGUUACCAGCUGGAGCUGAUGAGACGUACGAGUUUGUGCCUCUGGAAUGGCUGCAGAAAUGGCUGGAUGAGUCUACGCCAGCAAAACCCAUUCACAACUCCAAAUACCAGUGUGCCCACGGCAAGCUGCACCCCGACAAGAUCUCCCACGUCAAGAGGAUCUCCGAGUACUCCGCCGAGGUCUUUUAUCAGAGAUAUGGCGGAGGACCCCGACUCAAAGCUGAUUCUCUAUGUAAGGACUGCGUGGUGGAACGGUGCCGAGUGUUACGUCUGAUUCUCUCUCUCUCUCUCUCUCUCACUGUCUCUCUCUCUCUCUCUCUCCUCGUCCUCAGUGAUGAAGGUUAUUGGAUUGGGAAGGGAUCACUGCGGCGCUGGAGGCAGUUGGCGACGGAGCAGCUGGGUCAGCAAGAAGACGAGUACGAUCAGGGAGAUCCGCCAGUGAAUGGAAGCACGUCCAUGAAAGAGGAAAUCACGGAGGAGAAAAGGGAAGACGACACGGAAAUGGCCUUCAAUGAAGACCUCGUGUGCCAGCACGGAGGACUGUGCACGUCGGAGGGGGAGCGCCGCCUGAUCACCGACGCAGCCUGGCACAAGCUUAAGGAGUAUUUCCCUGCUGCCCCCGAGUUCAAAUACAGCCAGGACCCGUGUUUGCAGUGCAAGAUUCUGGAGGAAGAAGGGGAGCAGCAUGACGCUCUUCAUAAACGGAUGGCGAAUGAACAGAAGCUGGCACUUCCUAACCUCUUCCAGGACAAGAACCGGCCGCCGAGUGCGGUGUGGCCUCAGGAGACGUCAGAACUGUAUAUCGUGUCCCAGCUCUUUGUGGAGGAAUGGAGGAAAUUUAUCAGGCGGCCCACCAAGACCGGCCCCGUGUCCUCCGUGGGAAACAGUUUUCUGUUGUGUCCUCAUGGCGGCCUCAUGUUCUCCUUCUCCGACAUGACGAAAGAAGAUUCCAAACUGGUCAUGAAGGAGGCGGCACCGGAACUCAACGUCAGCGGUUCUGACCCAGAAGAAGAAAAGGAGGAGCCCAGACCGGACGGGGAGAGCGAUCCGGACUUCCCCCAGGCAAAUGGUGCAGCAAAGCGACAGAAGAUCUCCAUCCAGGGUCAGGUGUCCUUCCAGAAGCAGGGCAUUCGGCGGAGCACGCGGCACAGGAAGGUGCGAGGAGAGAAAGCAUUGCUGGUCUCUGCGAAUCAGACGUUGAAGGACCUCAAGAUCCAGAUCAUGCACGCCUUCUCCGUGGCGCCGUUCGAUCAGAACCUGUCCAUUGAUGGGAAAGUCUUGAAUGAUGACUGCGCCACGCUGGGCUCCCUGGGGAUCAUUCCGGAAUCUGUCAUUGUGUUGAAGGCUGAUGAGCCGAUUGCAGACUACUCCGCCAUGGAUGACGUCAUGCAAGUCUGUAUGCCAGAGGAAGGAUUUAAAGGAACGGGUCUCCUGGGACAUUAGCGCCGCCGAUCCCUCCAGUGGGUGGUGUACCCUGGAAAACUUCGCUGCAGAGAGAGAGAGACCUGAUUCUGGCUCUUCCACGGGGCCCCGGGGCCCCUCUUCUACUCCGAAUAUUGCCUUACAAUGAAGAUAGCAGAUUGCACUGAAGGACUGCUGAUAUAGAAGGAAGUACUCUACUUUUUAUAUGUAUAUAGAGAUGCCGGCCGGGGGUGGAGCCUGUCCGCCAUCUGCAUAUAUAUAUAUGUAUAGAAAUCUUGUUUACAUUCAUUGCGGUGAUUCCAUUCUGUGUGACGUGUCCCGGCAGCGGCUUCUGUCUCCGUGUAACAUACAUGUCACUGCCCGC
Molecule: messenger RNA, 3234 nt
Organism: Nanorana parkeri
Lineage: Eukaryota; Metazoa; Chordata; Amphibia; Anura; Dicroglossidae
Gene: USP48
Product: ubiquitin specific peptidase 48
Exons: 26
Coding region: 18-2891 (957 amino acids)
Biological process (GO): protein deubiquitination
Cellular component (GO): cytosol; nucleus
Molecular function (GO): cysteine-type deubiquitinase activity; protein binding; cysteine-type endopeptidase activity
Source: RefSeq, a predicted model, not a curated record